Messenger RNA from Diversispora eburnea, 993 nucleotides. NCBI's taxonomy places the organism in Eukaryota, Fungi, Glomeromycota, Glomeromycetes, Diversisporales, Diversisporaceae. The record is from the annotation of a GenBank genome assembly.
AUGCAAAAGUUACGGUGUCCCUCGUCAAUUUCCUUUCAUCGAUACACCUCCCAGAGUCGCAAGUCCAUAAGCCUUGGAGCGGGUCUGUACCGGAUCUGUUGGCGUAGGGAAAGUGUGAAAGACAUCGCAACCACAACCACUUCAAGAGUGGAGGUUACCAAGCAAGCAAAAGCCUUCAAGAUACAAAAGUUACGAUCAGAUCAUCAACCAAUAAAAUCAUGCUAUGAUCGACAAGAUCAUCAAUCAAUAACUGAUAAAAUCAAACUUCCACUAACUCUUGACAUUGGAACAUUGUUAAUUGCAACGUUAUGGCGAAAAGGAUUUCUUGGCACCAAAGGAUCUGUCUCUAAAUACGCCUCCACGUUACUUUCAAAAUGGAGGGGACCCGAAAAACAACACUGGCUUGAGCUCGCAAAAAAAAAGCCAUUCAGCGUCACACGUACUUUAAUAGCGACACCUAAUAAACCCAUUAUUACGAAAGCAACAUAUGAUGAAUAUUCUGCACAUAUAAUUUUGCUAGACCGAGAUAUGCUUGAACGAUCUUAUAUCAUUGAAGUUCUGUCACCAAUUAUCCUCGCAUUUCACAAAGCGUUUCCUGAUGUAAAAUAUAUGUGGGUAGAGAAGGAUGUGAGAUCAAUCAAAGAAGCAAACACUAUGUUUAUGGAACUUUUGAAUGUUGAAGUUUCUGGACCUCCGUAUAGAUCCACAAAAAAGCAUACGGAUGCCAAAAAUGUUAAAACUUAUAGCAUUCAGGUUAUAGUAGAUCGACUUAUAUUGUUUGCUGUUUCUCUAGCAGACAAAAGAAAGUAUUUGGCUGUUGAAUUGGCCUCUUUUAUUCGAAAUGAAUUUGUGGAACAAGAAAAAUUACAAAGGAAAAUCCGUUCCUUUAUUUCAACUGAAAAUUGUUCGAAAAAUUUAAGAGAAUGGUUACAUCUACCGGAUGAUGACAUUUCACUUGCGACAGAAGAAGAUAUGGAUGAAAUCUUUCUGUGA